Pelecanus crispus (Dalmatian pelican) is the source of this 1431-nucleotide messenger RNA. NCBI's taxonomy places the organism in Eukaryota, Metazoa, Chordata, Aves, Pelecaniformes, Pelecanidae. The record is from RefSeq and is a predicted model, not a curated record.
AUGCAGAUUGACUAUACAGGAACAGAGCCUUCUAGUCCCUGCAACAAAUGUUUAAAUGUGUCCUGGGACAGCACGCCACCCUGUACCUGCAUCAUCAAUUUCACACUGGAACAUUCAUUUGAGAGCAAUGUAUUCAUGUACUAUGGACUUUCCAACUUCUAUCAAAACCAUCGUCGUUAUGUGAAAUCUCGAGAUGACAGCCAGCUAAAUGGAGAUAACAGCUCGCUACUUAAUCCGAGUAAGGAAUGUGAGCCUUACCGCACAAAUGAGGACAAACCCAUUGCUCCUUGUGGAGCUAUUGCCAACAGUAUGUUUAAUGAUACAUUGGAAUUAUACCGCAUUGAUAAUGACACAAGGACUCGUAUUACUUUGAUUAAAAAAGGCAUUGCAUGGUGGACAGAUAAAAAUGUGAAGUUCAGGAAUCCUACAGGAGAUGGAAAUAACUUAACUGUGCUUUUCCAAGGCACAACAAAACCUGUGAACUGGCCCAAGCCAGUGUAUAUGCUGGACUCGGAGCCUGACAACAAUGGCUUUAUCAAUGAAGACUUCAUUGUAUGGAUGCGUACGGCUGCUCUGCCAACAUUUCGCAAGCUGUAUCGUCUCAUUGAAAGGAAGAAUAAUUUACAGCCUACCUUACAGGCUGGAAAAUAUUCUUUGCAUAUCACAUACAAUUAUCCUGUACACAGUUUUGAUGGACGAAAAAGAAUGAUCCUAAGCACCAUCUCGUGGAUGGGAGGCAAAAAUCCCUUUCUGGGAAUUGCUUACAUCACUGUUGGGUCCAUAUGCUUCUUCUUGGGAGUUGUAUUGCUGAUCAUCCAUCACAAAUACGGAAAUCGAAACACCAGUGCAGACAUUCCCAAUUAAUCUUGCAUUCUGAAAACAAAUGUACUGCAUGUGCAUCAAGGCCAGUCCAGAAUGGACCCAGUUUUUGAAAGAUAAAUCUCUGCUUCUGUCACUUCUGAGACUGGGUACAUAAUUUUUAUCUAAAGCUCCUUUUCCCAUACUGUGGAUUAACUUUUGAAAAUGACGGGUAUACAAUUAGCUAUAUUGAUUGUAUCUCUGCCUAUGUCAGAAACAAUUCUUCUGAUAUUUGCCUCUAACUGGGCAGGCCACACGAUGCAUAUAGUUCCUGUUCCCUUGAUGCAUCUGCUGCUUGUUCAUGUGCUGUGUAAUGUGGGUAUGAUUCAGUACAUAUAGAUUGUGUGGAGAAAGACUGUUAUAAGAUACUGUAAAUUGUUAACGUUCUGGAAUUCAGGUGUCAGUGCUGUUGAAAGGAAAAGUCAAGUCUUAAACGUUUUUUCAAUUUCCUGUCUUGUGUGCAUGGGCUCUUACAUUUCUUGCUGAGAUUUUAAUAUAUUUAUAUAAGUUGUUAAAUAUUUUUCCUGUGUCCUACCCACCUCUGUUAUGUUAAAUCCUUAAGCGCUGUGUAAA